UUUGUAAAUUGAUCCAAAGCAAAAUUUCGUACGUCUCUUCUUUGACCUGGAAUUUUUGGCAGAACUAAUUCUUCAGAUCGAUUAUAUAAUGUAACGGAGAAAGAACGUUCGCAACAGUCUUACGAGAAAUAAUUUCGUGACGUACUAGGUUUCGUGGUUUCGUAACCCCGAAAGGGUUGAGGCCUGUCCAGACUUCCGCACAAUUAUCCACAGACACGUGUCCCCGGACAGUCAAUAUUGGCCGGUCUUUUGUCUUCCGUUGAAGUGGAAAACAAGAGACAACGUCAGCUAGGACUCAUUGUCUGCCAGCCUACUGGAGGCCCACCUUGCCAGUUCUGAAACACCGUUUAUUUCCUUGCAGAGUAUGUGAUUCUCUCUCUCGAAAAAAAGCGAGUAAAACCGCAUUUCGGAUUUCUCCCGAAAGUUCGUUCUAUACACCGAGAGAAGAUUGCCAAGCGAGACGAGAAUCGCGCGUCUCUCUGGAAAGAGUCGGGAAGAAGGAAGAAGCCGGCUGGUGUUGUACGCGGUCGCCGAAGCGUAAAAAUAGGACCGGGCAUACUUGUGUGAUGAUUCGAUGCACGACGGAAGAGAAUCCAAGGGUCAAGCUGCUGUUUUAUGAUCCCGUCCCGUUUCUCGAAAUAUCCGCGCGAAGAGACGGCGAGGAACAAUAACAAGAUAGGCGAGAGGAACGAGCAUAGCGACCGAGGCCGAGACAAAGAUCGAGAAACGAGAAACUCGGCGUGGAUCGCCUCAAAUGGAAGGACUAGCGUCUUCGUCGGACGUCAGCCGAUAGUCGAAUUGUUCGACAACUCCGACGGAUCGUCUCGUCGAGAUCGAUCGAUUCAUUGCCGGUUAUCAUCGUCGUUCGAUAGGCUGGACUGCGACGGCCGUUGCUAGACAUGGACGCCCUGGAAUUGCAAGCAGCCCUGGUCAAGCUGGACCCGGCCACCACGGUCACGCCGAUCGGCACCAACGUGAAAAUGCUGCCGCCGCCUCAUCAUCAUCGUAUCGCGUUCACCGUCGACCUCGACGAGAACGACCUGACGUUGGAGAACGCCGCGCAGAACGACGAGAGGGAGAAGACGAGCAACGCCGCCCCUAGGAAGCUGCACAACAACUGCCCGGCCCAGGUGACCGUGUCCGGCCACCCGAACCACCCUAACAACCGGCAGAUAGAGGUGUCCAAGUGCGAGAUGGCGGAGGUCAGGUGACGCCAGCCUUGCUACGACCUUAUCUUUUAUCACACUUACCCGCCGCACAGGGGCAGCAAGCAUCAUGCUAAGCAUCACGCUAAGGAGAAGAGACAUCAUCAUCAUCAUACAAUGCAUCAUCAGCAUCAUA
Molecule: messenger RNA, 1341 nt
Organism: Frieseomelitta varia
Lineage: Eukaryota; Metazoa; Arthropoda; Insecta; Hymenoptera; Apidae
Exons: 1
Coding region: 900-1211 (103 amino acids)
Source: RefSeq, a predicted model, not a curated record